Molecule: messenger RNA, 978 nt
Organism: Pseudogymnoascus destructans
Lineage: Eukaryota; Fungi; Ascomycota; Leotiomycetes; Thelebolales; Thelebolaceae
Exons: 2
Coding region: 1-978 (325 amino acids)
Source: RefSeq, a predicted model, not a curated record
AUGACCAUCACACCACCACAAGGCCGUAAGCCUGCGUUCAUCCUCUCACACCCCCGCACGGCAUCAAACCUCUUCAUGAAGAUUUUCAAAUCCCACCCCGAUGUUGUCCCCGCCGAAUAUCCAUUCCUAGACGUGUUCUUCUUUGGGAUAGAAUCACAGUGCAGUCGCAAAAGCCCGGAAAUCGAGGCGGCCCGAACCGCAUUCCAAGAGAAGACCGGAGUAUCAAGGUCAUAUCACGAGGCCUUCAAGAAGCUCGAGGACGACAUUCGCAAAGCUAGUGAGCAGGACAAGGUAGCAUUUGUGAAAGAGCAUAUUUGCGUAUUUCUUAAGCCGUCGGUAAUUGACAGCAACCUCGAAGCCCCUCGACCACCUUGCGCCACUCCCCAGCUGGAGCCGAAUGAUGCUGAGGUGAGAAUUUCAACUAACCCGACAUUACUUCCCGACGACUUCAUGCUCUCGGUUUCACCCGUUUUCUUGAUUCGCCACCCGGCGCUGGUAUUUCCCUCCUGGUACAAAAUCAGUACGAGUGGCUUGGGCGCAGACAUUGACGAUUCCGACUUUCCAGUGGAAGUCUCCUUUCGUUGGUCUCGCAUCCUUUACGACUGGUAUCUGAACACAUGGUCAAAGACCACGUCAAGCUCUCCACUGAACCAGCAUCGCAAGCCAGCUGUGAUCGACGCGGACGACACAAUGUCCGACCGCGCUGCUCUAGAGCGUCUAUGCCACCAGUUCCAGCUCGACCCGCGGCAGCUUAGCUUCGAGUGGCAGGCUGCGAAGACGGAGCUGGUUCCGUGGUUCUCCACUAUCCAGAAAUCCACUGGCGUUGACAUGUCAAAGAUUUCCAAGGACAUCGACAUCCAGCAGGAAUUUGUGAAGUGGGAAGACGAAUUUGGUUCUCAUGUGGCACAGAAGCUGCUGCGUUUUGUUGAGUUGGCCAUGCCGGAUUACGAGUAUCUGCUAUCUAAACGGGGGGGGUGA